Molecule: messenger RNA, 5918 nt
Organism: Pelobates cultripes (western spadefoot toad)
Lineage: Eukaryota; Metazoa; Chordata; Amphibia; Anura; Pelobatidae
Source: the annotation of a GenBank genome assembly
AUGCCCUCCGUGCUGGCAAUGCUGGGCCCUCUGGCCGCCCUGCUGCUCACCGUGCUCGCACCGCGGCCAGCGCAGGGAGCCGGGCUGCCGGACACCGUGAUCUGGGCGGUGAACGCCGGCGGAGAGGCCCAUGUGGACAUACACGGUAUCCACUACCGGAAGGACCCGCUGGAGGGCAGAGUGGGCCGGGGUGAGUGAGCGGGCAGGACUCGGGGUGCAGGGCACUGAUAAUGGGGAGAGAGGGGGGGUGCAGGGCACUGAUAAUGGGAGAGAGGGGGGGUGCAGGGCACUGAUAAUGGGGAGAGAGGGGGGUGCAGGGCACUGAUAAUGGGGAGGGAGGAGGGGGCAGGGCACCGAUAAUGGGGAGGAGGAGGGGGUGCAGGGCACUGAUAAUGGGAGGGAGGAGGGGGUGCAGGGCACUGAUAAUGGGAGGAGGAGGGGGGGUGGCACUGAUGUGGGGUGCAGGCACUGACUGGGGAGGGUGGGGGGGUGCAGGGCACUGACAAUGGGAGUGGGGUGCAGGGCACUGACAAUGGGGGAGGGUGGGUGGGGGGGUGCAGGGCACUGACUGGGGGGACGGUGGGGGGGUGCAGGGCACUGACUGGGGGGGAGGCAGAUCUAAAUUGUAGAUCUCACUGACCGGGCUGAUGUUUAUUAAUAUUACAUUGUGGGUGACACCUGGUAUUAAGCAGAGGGGGCAGACUAUAAACCAGCUGUGUCUGCACCGAAAAAAAGACCAGUUUUGUGUUUUAAAUCUGAUGAUCUGCAAAAAUAUAUUUUUAUCUUUUUGUGAAAAAAAAUACAAACAUAUAUACUGUGUAUAUAUAUAUAUAUAUAUAUAUAAUAUUGUCUUCCUGUAUUCACAGCUUCAGACUACGGAUUGAAACUGCCUAUUUUGAGAUCUAACCCAGAAGAUCAGAUUCUAUACCAGACAGAGCGCUAUAACGAAGACAAUUUUGGAUAUGAGAUUCCCAUCAAAGAAGAGGGAGAGUAUGUCCUGGUGUUGAAGUUUGCAGAGGUGUACUUUGCACAAUCCCAACAGAAGGUAAGUAUGUACCUUGUGUGUUAACACCAUGUUGAUGCUGGCAAUGACCACUCCUGUCUCAUGAGAGUGCAACAGAUGGCAGAUUGCCAUUGCAGGUAAUUGACAAGUAUAUGACCUCUAUCAUCCACAGGUGUUUGAUGUGCGUGUGAACGGCCACACUGUUGUGAAGGACUUGGAUAUAUUUGAACGUGUGGGACAUAGCACAGCCCAUGAUGAAAUUAUCCCCAUAAGCAUCAGGAAAGGGAAACUAAGUGUACAAGGAGAAGUUUCCACCUUUACAGGGAAGCUCCAUGUUGAAUUUGUAAAGGUAAAUUAAGGAGAUGUGAAUAAUUGUUGCUUAAGACAGACUUUCCAAUAUUCUUCUCAGAAGCUACUCUGUGCAUGUUACAUACAAAUAAACAUAUAGAUGCAAUAAACAUGGCUCCCAUGUAGCUGCUGUCUGGUCUGUAUAAAUAUCCCACUUCAUGAGCAACAAGAAGAAAAACUAUUUUACUGUUUGCAAACGUUAAUGCCUACUUAAGCAGUUGAUAAUUAGUUGAUUAAUGGUUUUGAAGGCAGUUACUGACAACCGUUCUGGCCCAUGAUUUACUGCUUUCACUUGAAAGCUGACAACUUCAAUAUAUACUCCAUCCAAAUUGCACAGUGCUACCAUUUGAAAAUAAUGGGAGAGCCAGGCUAGCUGUUCACAACAGAAAAGGCAAGGCUUGUGAAUUUGCAGUAAAGAUAAGUUUUAUGCUUGCUUUUUUUUUUUUUUUUAUGUAUAAUUAUUUCUGCAUUGCUCAACGUAUUUUUAGAUUCGUGUUUAAGUAACACUUACUUUUUGCUACCUGCCAGCUCUAAAUGUGUGGUGCUAUCUUUGUGUAUGUCUUUUACAGUUAAAUGAUUGUUGCUCUUGUACACUUGACUCUGUGCUGUGACAAGAAGAUAAUGACUAUAAAUACGGUUGUCACUGGUGAUUUCACGAGCGCUGUGUGUGUGUAUGUGUGUGUGUGUGUAUAUGUAUAUAUAUAUAUAUGUGUGUAUGUAUAGAUAUAUAUUUUUUUUUUCAAAUAUACGUAAUCUAUAAAAAAAAAAAAAAACAGAACUUGUCAUCUGCACCUUAUGGGCCCUUAUUAACCAAAGUUCAGUUCAUAUUUUGAGAAAAAUACAUUUGAGUGCACACACAACUAGUUUAUGCAACUUUUAAUUUUGUAUUUUUUUUUAUUCUCCUAGGGGUAUUAUGAUAAUCCCAAAGUUUGUGCUUUAUUCCUAAUGAAAGGAACAUUAGACGGUGAGUCUAUAUUUUUAUUCAUUCCUUGACUUAUUUUUGCUUCAGUUCACGUUAAACUGUCACAGGUUUACAACUUCUUUUGUAAAGUUUAGCCAAGUAUCUGUUGCCUUCUGUAAGUUUUAUAUACCACACAAUAGAAUUACACUCUGCUACAUUAGUUGCUGUUUCUUUUAUUCUCUUCGUAUUUAUAAAAAUAAAAAAACUACACCAAUGAUAUUCAUUAAAGUGAACGCAUUGCCAUGUGUGCUCUCUCAUUAUAUCAGAAGUUCCAAAGCUACAGCCUCACCCUGGCUUAGAGAAGAAGGAGGAGGAAGAAGAGGAGGAAGAGGAUGAUGGAUCCAUCAGCAAGAAGCAGAAUAACAAGAACCGCGUGCAGUCUGGCCCACGCACCCCAAACCCAUAUGCCUCUGACAACAGCAGCCUCAUGUUCCCCAUCUUGGUGGCCUUUGGCGUGUUUAUCCCCACACUAUUUUGUCUGUGCCGGCUAUGAGGUGCCAGAUGUAAUUUGUUAGUUGGGUUUUGUUUUUUAAUUUUUGCAUAGGUUUUUUUUUUUUUUUUUUUUGGUAACCAUGAAAUCCCCACUGAGGCUAGCAGUUCAUUGGUUCUGAAGUAGGAGAACUGGACCUUUUGCAGACAUCAUAGGGGUAAUUGUAUAAUAGAUACAUAGCUGAGAGCGAGAUCCCUCCCUCCUGCAGAUCGAAUCUGGGUUUGGUUCUGAAAAAAGGGCAAGCACUUUUUAUGUUUUAACAACUGAACUGGAAAAGGAAGUGGUGCUGGUACGAAUAUAACUCUUUGUGCCGGAGUUGCUGCAACCUCUGCACACGCUACAGUGCCUGGUUUCUUCUGUUUUUGUUCUACCUUGUUAAAUUCCUUGGAGUAGACAUUUUAAAUGGCCCAGAAACUACAGUGUGGAGUUCUAGGCGGACAAUACAUGAUUUAUUCAUCAAUGCAGUCAUCAGUGAGAGGGGGCAGUAGCCAGGAUGGUGACAGUGCAAUGUCUUCCUGCCGUACACACAGUGGGGUAGCAGCUGAGCCAAUGAAAAGACCCAGUUUUCAUGACUGUAUAUUUUCAGAUGUUCUUGUAACGACCACAGUGAUCUGAUUUGUUUCUGCACCAUAGCUCCUGUUAAAGGAUGCAGGGUUGUGUACUUCAUGCUCAGUCUUUGCAAACAUUUUUAAAUGACUACACUCCUUUGUCUUUUCAUAUGCAUGUAUGCUACAAGCCGUCUGUGAGGUCUGUUUAAAUGCUACGAGGUACUAUGUUUUCCCCCAAGCAUAUGUUUCUGCAGUAUAUAGCUGCUACAUUCAAGGAUUCUGAAUUAUUUUAUUUUAUUUUUUUCUAAACGGUCACCCCAACCAUUUGCUUUCCUUAACUUUAAUGUGGGCAAGGAUGUAGGUUACAGUCCCCCCAAACAUCUAACAAUUGAGCUUCUGCAUCCUAGUAUGCAAUACUGUGUCCAUGUGCGCUCAGUUUUGGUAAUAAUGGUUAUCAAAAAAGUGCAGUUUUUUGGUGGGGGUAACAUUGGUAAUCCCAAGCUUUACACGUGCCAUGAUUGGCAUGAAUUGUCACGGCUAUGGUAAUGGUUUGAAGAGUGCACUAAUCUGUGCUGCUGCUUUUGACUUUUUUUUAUUUAUUUUUUUGUGCCUUUUCGUUUUGCCUUGAAGCAUGUGGAUAAUCUGCACCAUUAUUCUCCCAUUGUUGCCUCAAAUAUAUGUUCACUGACAACCAUUAGUCUGAUGUACAUUAUUUGACACGCCUUUUAUGUAACUGGAUUUGUGGUGUGAAAAUACAGAAAAUUAAGACCUAUCAAGCAAUGUUAGCUAAGAAAUAGUAAUAUAAAAACUGUUAUGAUAAAAUGCUCAACAAAUCUGUUUUCAAAUGCUGAUUUGAAAUAGACCUAAUGGGUCAACCCCUUGAUUUCACUGCUGGUGUAUACAGCACAAGCUCAGCUUUUUAUACCAUGUGGUUCUUAACCUCAAUUCAUAGGUACCCAGGUGCGUGUGUGUGUGUAAAAAUAUAUAUAUAUUCCUUCAAGUCCUAUAAUACUAGUUAGCCUGCAGGGCCGAACAUUUUGCCCCUUCAGGCUAACUAGUAUUCUAGGACUUGAGCUAUAUAUUUACAUUACUGUUCCAAACCAGGGCUCUAUUCUCUGCCUCCACCCAGGGGUUAACCCAUCUGGUUUUGAUUGUCAAUGAACUACCUGUGUUCAAGCAGGUGUAUUCGUAAGUGUAGAAUAUAUUUCGGUUUAUUGGGCUGGCUUGAAAACCACUCCCUUUGGUUAUUACACACGCACAGCUGCCUACUUUCCUCUGAUAUCAUCCCCUCCAUGCACAGUUCUAAGGGGGAAGAAUGCGAUUUGCUGUACAAUGAAUAGAACACAGCACAAUUAUGUUUCCUAAGGAAGUAAAUAGGUACUGCUUCCUAUCACUAAAUACAGGUUGCUCAAAGUUAUUAAUUCAACCCUCCACCCCAAUUGUUUGAAACCCAUGCUUGUUGGUUAGGUGCUAAUAUGACUAAAAAGGUACCUUAGAUGUCUAGUGUAGCUAGUGGUCUUAUCUUUAUACAUUCAUAUGGUUUAACUAGUGUAGAGUUCUAGUUCUUGGGCAGUGGGUUUAAACCUCAUGUCUCCUGUAUUUUCUGAUGACUUGAAUUUUAUUAUGGUACUCUUUGGGUGUGAGGUCUGAAGCAGAAUAUCAGUGGUCUACUCCGACCUAUUGAAUUUUGUAGCUUUCAUCAAUCUACAUUUAUUUGUGCCCAGCAAAUGAAUGCUGUCUCUGGUGUACCAUGUACCAUAUGUGGUACUAUGUAUCCGAGCUCUCUACUUGCCCUAUAAUGGAUUUUUUUUUUUUUUUAAGCCCCCAUCCUUGCCCCCAAAAAUGAGUGACUCUCAUCCUCCAUCAUUCAGGUUUUUUUUUUUUUUUUGUUCAAGUUGCUUUUCUUAUGUGUUUGACAAGAGUGCAAUUUCAGCAGAGCAGUUUACAUUUGGUUUUAUGUGUAAGUGUGCAAAUUUGAAAGAUGCAUGCAGAUAAACAUAGGAACUAGCACGGGGAGGGGGAUACACCCCAACUGUCCAAGACCAGGCAAAGAACCAUGGUAGUUGCAGUUAUAAUACAUUUUGGCCAACUCUAAAUUGCUGCAUUUUGGCCACCUCUUAAGUAUCCCAUCAAUUUAUUCACCGAUCUGUAGCUAUAUAGGUUUUCUUAUGCUUCAGGAAGAGAUUGCACUCACUGCCUUGCUCUCUUAUUCACUUGAUUUUUGCCCUGUUUGUAGUUUACUGCUCUGUAUACAAUUUUUAUUUUUUUUUUUUCUAGAUUUUUAUACUGUAUACGGUUAAUCAGACUAUUUCUUUAAUCUUUAUCUCUGCUUUUGUUUUGUAAGCUGUACAUGUUAUGUUUUUUUGUUCUGAUUGCAUUGUGUGCUGCUGUAUAAAGGGGAGAUGGUGCACAGACUGAGCUUUUUUAAUUUUUUUUUUCUUCUUGUGUCCAAAAUAUUAUUUUUUUCCCAUGUUUUAAUUUUUAAAUUUUUGCUUAAUUCUGUAAAGAUCUGGAAAUCUGCAGUUUCUGCCAAUUUAUAAAAUAAAAAUAAAGAGUUUAUAUUAUAAA